This is a messenger RNA of Pygocentrus nattereri (red-bellied piranha), 4516 nucleotides long. It is a transcript of the gene ercc5, whose product is annotated as excision repair cross-complementation group 5. Gene Ontology annotation, molecular function: single-stranded DNA binding; DNA endonuclease activity. Lineage: Eukaryota; Metazoa; Chordata; Actinopteri; Characiformes; Serrasalmidae. The transcript has 15 exons. The record is from RefSeq and is a predicted model, not a curated record. Gene Ontology annotation, cellular component: nucleus. Gene Ontology annotation, biological process: nucleotide-excision repair. Bases 405 to 3803 code for a protein of 1132 amino acids.
UGCUAACGUUACGCGAACGCUGCUAGAGACGGAUUAGCAUUGUGCUAGUUGGUUAAAUACGCCGGUAAAAGUUUGUUAUCAGUCCAUAAAAGUUGCAGUUGCGGCAAAAUAUAUAGCUCCGUACAGUGGCACCGCAUAGAGAUUUAUUUGGCCCAUGAAGGCGCUCAAUCCAAGAGAGACACAGUAGUAGCUGUGUAGCCUGUCCGGCUGGUUAUUGUUGUGUCCCUCAGGGAUGUUUACUCCCUAACUAGUGCACUGCACAGGGCACAAAGUAAUGCAUUCUACACCUAAAUAGCGCACUAGGGCGUUCAAUAGGGAUCUCCUUGAGUUCCAGCCGUAGCUAAGUGCUCCUUUCACGUCGCCUGUCCCUGCUGUAGGUGUCUGAGACCUGUGAGAGGAGUGUAAUGGGAGUUCAUGGGUUAUGGAAACUGCUGGAGAGCACAGGGAAGCCCGUCAACCCUGAAACGCUCGAGGGGAAGAUCCUAGCAGUCGAUAUCAGUAUCUGGCUCAACCAGGCAGUAAAGGGGGUCCGGGAUCGGGAUGGUAACAGUGUCCAGAACGCCCACCUUCUCACACUGUUUCACCGCCUAUGCAAGUUGCUGUUUUUCCGCAUCAAGCCCAUCUUUGUGUACGAUGGAGAUGCACCACUGCUUAAAAAGCAGACCCUGGCCAUCAGGAGACAGAGGAAGGAGGAGAUGGCUCGUGAAUCAAAGCAGACCAAUGAGAAACUCCUCAGGACCUUCCUGAAGAGGCAGGCCAUCAAAGCUGCACUGGGGGACCGCAGUCAAGAGACAGUUCCUAGUAUCUCCUCUGUUCAAAGAGAUGCAGAAGAUGACAUGUAUGUUUUACCAGCACUGCCUCCCAUAGAGGAGAAAGAGAGGAGUAGCUCUGAUGAAGAAGAGAACAGAGAUGGGGAUGAGAUGCCAGAGGCUUAUCUCAGAUUUCAGGAGGAGUUCUAUGACAAUCCCAGUUCCGUAGACAUAAACUCCCAGGAGUUUUCCCUCUUAUCACCGGAGAUCAAACAUGAGAUCUUGAAAGAGAUGAAGGAGUUUACCAAGAGAAGACGUACAUUGUACCACACACCUCCAGAGAGAUCAAGGGACUUCUCUCAAUACCAGCUGGCAGGGCUGCUGCAGAGGAAUAACCUGAACCAGCGUCUGGAAGGAGUGGAGAAGGAGAUGAGCCAGAGGAGCUAUGGAUCCAUGGAGGAGCAGUACAGGCAAGGAGGAGAACACACUAUUGAGGCCCACCGAGUCAUCUCUGAGGACUCCUCGCACUACAUUCUCAUCAAAGGGCACCAAAAGCCUGUCAAGGCUCCCGAAAGCCAACCAGCUGCCACUCCUUGGUCCAGUGGGCCGUGGUCAAAAAGAGGAAGACCUAAAGGACGGCCUGAGCCCCUUUGGCGCCCAGUAUCGGAUGAUAUCCUAGAGGGAAAUGACCCUUCUUUUUCAUCAUCAUCAUCAUCAUCUACAACCCCAAAGCCAACUCUUUCUGUGGAGAAACAGUCCUCGGAUGGAGCUCCCCCCUCUCCACGAACCCUUCAAGCCAUUCAGGCAGCCAUGAUGGACACCAGCUCUGAUGAAGAUGAAGGGGUCUCCAAGAAAACAGUCCAAGGAAGCAGAACGACAAGUUCUCAGGAUGACAAUGGGGGUGUGUCUCCUCGUACUUUAGAAGCCAUUCAGAGAGCCAUGAUGGAGGAUGACACAGCAUAUAAAAAGGCUCCUCAGCCAAAGUAUGUCAUCAUCACCAGCUCUGAAGAUGAGGAUGGAGAGGAAAGUAAAAUGAGUGUCUUGCCUGAAGCUCAGGAAGAACAUGGAGGUGGAGUUUCUCCACAAACGUUGCUGGCCAUUCAGAGAUCCUUGGGAGAAAGUGGCACUAAGCACAAAGAACAGCAGGAUCACUCAACCAGUUCUGAGGGGGAGGAAAUGGAAAAGGUGGUUGGAAUGAGGAGCAAGGCUUUCAGAUCUGCUGUGCUGACUGAAGGAGAAGAAUGCAGACCAGACGAGAAGAAAAGCAGUGUAGCAGAUGCCCGAAGUACAGUUUUUCCCUUCUCAGAUGACUCAGAUGAGGAGAUUAAACCCAAGUCCCACCACCAUGCUUCACUCCAAGGUCAAGAAGAAACACUUGAAGAAAGUGACUUACCUGAGAAGGUUUUUCCCCAGAAAGGAAGCUUAGAAACUGGUACUGACCAGGCAGACGUUCACACUGAAAGGCAGAGACAGGAAAGAAAAGGGCAAAUUACAGUAAAGAGUGAAGAGGAGGACAGCAGCUCUGAAGAGGAUUUCAUCGAGGUCUCAGAAGGGGAGGAGAUGUCUGAAUUAAAUGAUUCGGUAACCAGAGUCGAUGAACUGUUAACAAGUCAGACCACACAGCUAGAUGUGAAUAAGACAGAAGAGGACAUGGAAAUAAGUAAUGAGGGGGCAGAUACAAGUGACAUAAGUCUGCACUCAUCUCUAAACCAGACUGAAAUGGAGAGGCAAGAAACUGAGUCUGCUCAGGAAGCCACAACUGUCCCUGCUUCCAGUGAAUGGGACAACAUUGAUACGGAGGAGCUGGAGCAGUUGGAGAGAGAUUUGCAGGUGGAGCAGAGCAGUCUACACGAGCAGCAGCAGCAACAGCAGCGCAGUGCUGCUACAGUUACAGGACAGAUGUGUCAGGAGAGCCAGGAGCUGUUGCGGUUGUUUGGUGUGCCCUUCCUGGUAGCACCUAUGGAGGCUGAAGCUCAGUGUGCAGCUCUGGACCGAACCGAUCAGACUCAUGGCACAAUCACUGAUGACAGUGACAUCUGGCUGUUCGGAGGACGACACGUCUACAAAAACUUCUUCAGCAAUAACAAAUAUGUGGAGCAUUACCAGUAUGUGGACAUUCAGAACCAGCUGGGACUAGACAGGACCAAGAUGAUCAACUUGGCAUAUCUAUUGGGUAGUGAUUAUACUGAGGGGAUUCCAGGGGUUGGAUAUGUUACAGGCAUGGAGUUGCUCAAUGAGUUCCCUGGGUCUGGACUGGAACCACUCACAGAGUUCAGUGAAUGGUGGAAUGAGGCUCAAAAGAACAAGAAGCUGGUCACUAAUCAGAAGGACACCAAAGUCAAGAAAAAGCUGAGAAACUUGACAGUACAUGCUGGCUUCCCCAACCCUGCUGUCGCCCAGGCCUACCUCCAGCCAUCUGUUGAUCAAUCAGAGGGCUCCUUUAGUUGGGGCUGCCUGCAGCUCCAUCUAAUCAAAGAGUUUUGUUUUAGCCGUUUUGGUUGGAACAGCAAGAAGACAGAAGAGACGCUGCAGCCAGUGCUCAAACAGCUCAAUACUCAACAGACACAACUGCGCAUCGACUCCUUCUUCCGUUUGGAGCAGCAGGAGAAGCAGGCCAUCCGUAGCCAGCGCCUGCGCAGAGCUGUCACUUGCCUUAAGAGGAAAGAGCGUGAAGGAGUGAGCAAAGAAGACGAAAGUGAUGAAGAUGAAAAACAAGUGUCGCCGGUCAAGAUGGGAAAGAAGGAGAAAGCCAAAGAGGGAGGCACAGACAUUACACCUGCAGGAGUGUUUGGAGGAGGUUUCAUUGGGUCAGACGUCUACACCGACAUCCUGGAAGACGAGAUAAAAGAUGAGCAGCCUGUUCAGGAGGAGAAACAGCCUAGCAAACCCUCAAAGGUGGAGCCUGUCAGCAGCAGCUCGAACUCAGAGGAUGAAAAUGAGAACAGCUAUGGAGCUGCCAUGGUCACUGCACGCUCUGUGUUUGAGCUGAAGCCGAGAGGGAGAGGGAGAAGAGGAGGACGAGGUGGGAGAGGAAAGGCCAAGAAAAGCUUAUAAAGAUGAAAUUUAAAAAUAAUAUUUAUCAUGUUUAAGAAGCAAAAGAGGACAGUAACCGUAUGAUGUGAAAUGAAUUUCAGCUGUAAGUGAUAGUUUGGUGAAAAAUCAGAGUGCCAAAAGUGUCAUCCAAAUUAUGUUUGGUGUCUUGGAAGCUUCUGAACACUUGUUUUUUUGAUGCUGAAUGACAUACUCUUAUCUAUGUAAAUGGACAAAAUAAAAGAUGUCUGUGUCAGAAACCACAUUAGCAAGACUUUGGCAUUGGUUGGUUGCUAGUUGGCUACAUUAGCAUCGUAGCUCCAGUGCAUAACUAAAGAAGCAAAGUUCAGACACCAACCAUGUCUUGGCUGAUUAUCUCCAUAUGGACGAAGGGGAAAUUAGCUUUUUGCCGAAUUUUCACUUUAAAUUACAAUAAAUUACACAAAUGAUGACCGUUUGUAUAUCAUUUAUAUACACUACUAUAUUAGUUGUGUAUUAUUUGUGUGCAUUGUCAAAGCAUGUGUAUUUUUCUCCAUUUUUGUGUAAAAAAACUCUGUAGCUCUUUAUGUUUGAAAGAAUAUUUGUAUAGCAGUGAAUGGACAAAUUCACUCUCACAAUUAUGGUUAAAAAAGUGGAAUUUCUCAAAGUUUCUGUGUGUUAUAUUAAUUUUAUAUUACUUAUGUAUAACUUUUUAUCAGAGCUGUAAUUACUUCUGUCAGUAAACUGUCUAUGCUGUU